Funneliformis caledonium is the source of this 765-nucleotide messenger RNA. NCBI's taxonomy places the organism in Eukaryota, Fungi, Glomeromycota, Glomeromycetes, Glomerales, Glomeraceae. The record is from the annotation of a GenBank genome assembly.
AUGAGUCUUAUCUACAUUCCUUUAUCAUCAGCGAUGUUGAUGAAGAAGCAAAGUCAUUGUUUCGAAAUGAAGAAUGGGAAGAGAUAUUUUCUUCAAACUGCAAAAAAAUGCCAAAAAUCGGUUAUAGAGCUUAUAAAAAGAUAUUUGCUAACUGAUCUAUCUUCAUUUCGAAAAAUCAUUUUUGAGUCUUUCUUACCUACUAACACUUCAUACUCCAACAAGAAACACUUUGACUUGGAUUAUGUAAAUCUUGUGUAUUGUGCCAUAUAUACACUCUGGGGAGAUGAUGACGAUUUUAUCUUAGAUCCAUUAAGGAUUAAUUUGAUACGUGGAGAAGGUAUGAGCAUGGCGUCUAGUGAUAGAAAGAACGAUAUAAGUUGUGACGUGGAUCAAAAAAUGAUUGGCAAGAAAAGGGAUGGGACUUCAUCUAGUGAUAGUUGUGGUGUAGAUCGAAAAAAGAUCGGUAGAAAAGGGGAUGGGAUUUUUAGGUUGAAAAGUGAUAGAGAUAUGUUAGUAGUGCUUAUAACGAAAUGCAAAGGCAAUGAACAAAUUGCUAGACAAUUACAGAUCGUUGGAAUAUUACAUAUAGUUGGUCGUAUAAAUGAUCCACCAUUAGCAUUCGUGAUAAAGGAUGUAUUAAGGGCAAAGGCAAUCAUUAUGCGGACAUUGAGACCAAACCGAUGUACAACUUCUCUACCUAUGACUUUACCUUUGACUUUCAAGACUCCUAAUACAAUACGUAGUAAAGAUGGAGAAUCUAAUUAA